Plasmodium cynomolgi strain B is the source of this 834-nucleotide messenger RNA. RefSeq lists its product as hypothetical. The record is from RefSeq and is a predicted model, not a curated record. Bases 1 to 834 code for a protein of 277 amino acids. Lineage: Eukaryota; Apicomplexa; Aconoidasida; Haemosporida; Plasmodiidae. The transcript is spliced from 2 exons.
AUGAAAAUUUUAAUAACACAUAUAAAUAUAAAUAAAAUAUUAAUUUUACAUCAAAUUCUUAAAUUACAGAAUAAUGUUCUAGGUUUAUUACCUUCCUUUUCUAAUUAUAAGAAGCUUGAAAAUUGGUCACAUCUUGGUUUAGAGGACAUAUGUUCCGCACUAAAAAAUGAUAUUAAAUCUGUCCCGGAUUUUUAUGAUAUUUGUAUGAAUAUUAUUGGAGUUUUAGAAUAUUUGGAAUAUCCAGUUUCUUUUACAUUAUAUGAUAAUAAGAAAUGCACCGUUUUUGCGUUGUGGAUGUAUGAUUACUUAAUUAAAUAUUUUAAGAAUGAUGACAAUUACAGUAAAACUAGAGCAGUUAUUGAAAUAAUGAAUGAACGUUUCUCAAAAUAUUCAGAAAAACUGGGUUGUAAGAUUCCUUCAUACAUUAAUAAUGAGACGCAUGUUGAUAAUUUGAAAAAAUUAUAUGACUAUGCUACAAAUUAUGAUACUAUUUUGCACCAUAUUACUGAUAAGGGAAACAAAUGUAGUCAGGAAUAUUCGAAAUACAUUAAAGAAAGAAUUGACUUAUUAAAAAAAGUAAAGUCAGACUGCUAUGAUAAAUCAGAAAAUCAUUGUGAAGUAUAUAAAAACAUAUUUGGCUCAUCUAUAGAUGAAAAAUUUUUUAGUCUACAAUGCAAUUCCUUAGGUUCUCAAGAAAUAAGUGCAAUCACAGAGACUUCCCAUGUACAAGAAGGGAAGGAACAAAUUACAAACGAUGGAACUACCAAGACAAUUUACUCCAUUCGGAAGUUGGAUAAAAAAUCUAUUAAGAGGAAAUGUAAAAACUUCGCAUAA